AUGGAUCCGGCCGAGGUUCCGUAUGGAAUUGAUCCAAAAAGUGCAUGCAGAGUAGAGGUCACCGUCAAUGCUUACUUCACUAUCAAAGACGGUAGAAGGGAGUACAAUCGGGGUAGGACAGUAAGUUGGAUUGUUGAUUCAGAAGAGUACGCAAAUUUCUGGGUUCAAUCAGGGGAUAAUGUGACAUGCAAGUUGGCGCCCGAUGCUCAGCUUCUUGAUUUGCUAAGGGCAUCUAGACUAGUGAAAUUGUUCAUGGUAGUGGGCAGACGUGAGCUGAAUGUAAGAGACGAGGAGAUGUCUGCUGCAGUGAACACAUGGAAGGAAGAGAUGCUUGCUGCAGUGAACACAGGAGAAGAGAUGAUUGUUGCAGUGAACACAGUAAAGGAAGAGAUGCUUGAUGUAGUGAACACAGGAGAAGAGGAUAUGCCUGCUGCAGUUAACAUAGGAGAGGAGGUGAUGCCUACUGCAGUGGACAAUGAUUUGGAGACACUGGACAAAGGAUUUGCAUGGGCAGAAGCACCUAAAUAUGGGGAAACAACUGCAGGGCCACCAAUGGCUAUAGAGGAAGAGAAUGAGCACUUUAUGACUGCUGGGUGUGAUCCUAAUGGAGAUGAGCCAACUGGAACAAAUGAAGAGUGGAGGUACUUUAAAAAUGUCGAUCAUGUAGUCAUUGAUCCAGUUGAAGUAGACAUGCAUCAAAGAAAGAGGGCUAGGUCUGUUCCAGAAAUUAGAGACUUUGAUAGUGAAGUUGUACCCGAUGAUGAGGCUACUAUACUUGAUGAUUUUCUGGCGCCUCACACAUCACAUGAUAAAGAGAAUCCAAUCAUUGAGGGAGACACGUUUGUAGACAAGAAUGCUUUUGUCCACACUAUUAGGCAAUAUGCCAUCAAAAAUGAGUUUGAAACUAUAAUUGAACAUAGUGACACAAAAAGGUACAGGGCAAGGUGUGCAGAUCAAAAUUAUAAUUGGAGAGUGUUUGCAAAGAAACUACAUGGUGGCAACACAUUCAUGGUGAUCAAACUCUCAGGAUUGGAUGUCCACACUUGUUCUCGUACAAGCAAGAUGAAGGGUCGAGAGGCUUCCAUAGCUUGGGUAUCUGAAAAGGUGAAAGAUGUUGUAAAGGAGGAUCCCACUAUAAGUGCAAAGAAAUGA
Molecule: messenger RNA, 1152 nt
Organism: Miscanthus lutarioriparius
Lineage: Eukaryota; Viridiplantae; Streptophyta; Magnoliopsida; Poales; Poaceae
Source: the annotation of a GenBank genome assembly